Drosophila gunungcola (fruit fly) is the source of this 2114-nucleotide messenger RNA. RefSeq names its product alpha-soluble NSF attachment protein (gene alphaSnap). Gene Ontology annotation, cellular component: SNARE complex; vacuolar membrane. The transcript has 4 exons. The record is from RefSeq and is a predicted model, not a curated record. Lineage: Eukaryota; Metazoa; Arthropoda; Insecta; Diptera; Drosophilidae. Gene Ontology annotation, biological process: SNARE complex disassembly; intracellular protein transport. The coding region runs from base 155 to 1033 and encodes 292 amino acids. Gene Ontology annotation, molecular function: syntaxin binding; soluble NSF attachment protein activity.
UGGCAAGAGUGGAGGCGUUUUGGUCACUCUAAUCAGCAUAUUGAUUUUAUUUUCCUGAAAAUUAUAGAUUCCAGUACGUACACACCAGCUGAAAGGCCGAAUAAGUCUCAUUAUUUAGAUGCAAUAAGUGCCGAGGCGGACAUAAAUCCUCGACAUGGGUGACAACGAACAGAAGGCGCUCCAGCUGAUGGCCGAGGCGGAGAAGAAGUUGACUCAACAGAAGGGUUUUCUGGGAUCGCUAUUCGGUGGCUCCAACAAGGUGGAGGACGCCAUCGAGUGCUACCAGCGGGCGGGCAACAUGUUCAAGAUGUCCAAGAACUGGACAAAGGCCGGCGAGUGCUUCUGCGAGGCGGCCACACUGCAUGCCCGGGCUGGAAGUCGACACGACGCGGGAACCUGCUACGUGGACGCCUCCAACUGCUACAAAAAGGUGGACGUGGAGAGCGCCGUCAACUGCCUAAUGAAGUCCAUCGACAUCUAUACGGACAUGGGCCGCUUCACGAUGGCCGCCAAGCAUCACCAGAGCAUCGCCGAGAUGUACGAGAGCGAUCCUAACACUCUGGCCAAGUCCGUUCAGCACUACGAACAAGCAGCUGACUAUUUCAAGGGCGAGGAGUCGGUCAGUUCGGCCAACAAGUGCAUGCUAAAGGUGGCCCAGUACGCCGCCCAGCUGGAGGACUACGAGAAAGCAAUAUCCAUAUACGAGCAGGUGGCCGCCUCCUCGCUGGAGAGCUCUCUGCUCAAGUACAGUGCCAAGGAGUACUUCUUCAGGGCCGCCCUCUGCCAUUUGAGCGUGGACCUCCUGAACGCGCAGCAUGCCAUCGAGAAGUAUGCGCAGCAGUACCCAGCAUUCCAGGACUCACGAGAGUUCAAGCUCAUUAAGGUGUUGUGCGAGCACCUCGAGGAACAGAACAUCGAGGGAUUCACAGAGGCCGUCAAGGAUUACGACAGCAUCUCCCGGUUGGAUCAGUGGUACACCACCAUCUUACUGCGUAUCAAAAAGGCUGCGGAUGAGGAUCCCGAUCUGCGAUAAAAUAAUCAAUUACACUUUCUGAUGAAGUCGCGUACACAUUUAUUAAAUGCUUUAUUCGGUUCGGAUAUUAACCUACCUACAUAUAUAUAACUAAAAGAAAAUUAAUUAAACGUGUUGCAUUGCUAAACCUGAAAGCACCCAAAAGACAGCCUGCUUAACCGCGUGAAUUGAACUUACUGAAUAGUCCACAUACCCGUAUUCUAGAGGUUAAAUUAACGCUUAUGCAACGAAUGAAAAAUCAGCAGAAGCCACGGUCAUCUUGCGUUACUAAGUGCUAUUCUAUUAAAUCUUAUUAUUUCCAAUAUGGAGUGAUUAGAGGUGUUAUGUUUGCCUGUUUUUGCGUUAUUCUUGUUAUUUGUGUAAGUAGCCAAUCAUUAAGUUAGCUGCUGUUUUAUAUGGAUGCGUAAAAUACCCUAUAGAAAUCCGUAUCCAUACUACUAUAAUAUAUUGAUAUAUUUCAUUCUAUGUGUGUACUGUGUUAGAUUACUUCGAGAUUAAUUAAAAUUUCCCUGGUAGUGAGCGAACAUCAAUUUCAAACAAAUUAUAAUUCGAUUUACUGCACAGAGAAAAUUAAAACAUGCAGUUUUAGAUUGUACGCAUAUACACAACCUAUAAAUAAAAUAUAUGUCCAUAUAAACAUAAACGAUUAUCCCUAUAAAUAUUCAAAAUAGGAAACGGAAUUCAAAUAAAUACUUGAGGGUCACAUUUAUAGGAAAUUCCAUCUCGCAAAAUUUUAAAAAAUGUUUAGUAGAUCAACUUCCUAUAAACAUGUACGAAAAAGUUAUAAUCCAAUAAAUAAAAUUACGACGGAGCAGCGAAGAUUACUCGCUCGGGCGCUAAGACCGAAACAAAAUAUCAAUUUAUUGAAUGAAUAUCUUCAGGAAACACAAUACACAACUAAAACUCACAACACAUUUAAUUAAUACCAAUGCAAGGAUCUAAGUAAUGUUUCUAUGCAAGCAUUACCUUAGAUAUUUCCAAUUAAAAUACUUUAAUAAAGUUACAUGCUUGGAUCAAUCCUGUCAUCCUGUCUUCGUAUCCAACGAUUUUUGUCAAUAUACGCACAACCAAUCCAGCCACA